UCCUCUCCUCUCACUCUCACUUCCUGCUGCCACUCUCCCUCCUGCGCCUCGCCCUCGUGUCGCCGUGCACGCGUCGCCGGCGUCGUCCGAGCUUCUCCUCGCCGGGCAAGCCUCCGGGGUUACCCCAGGGUCGCCGUCGUCCGCCACUCCGCGGAAGAUCCAUCCUGCUAGUGCUAGAUAGCUCCAAAUCGACCAUGCCGAGGAAAUAAUCAAUAUACUCUUCACCUGGCACGCCGACCGUCUCGCGGCGCACGCGUCGCCGGCGCCAGAGCUCUCACCCCCCUUCUCUUCGCCUGGAGGCGCCGGGGUUACUUCGCGAGCGCCACAGCCCAGUUUGCUCCGCGGCCGGAUCCAUCCCGCGAGGUCCAGAUCCACGACGCGGAGAAGAGGAAAUAUUCCACUGUUCACCGUCAGUGCGCUUGGCCAACACUGCGAGCUGCCUCUAUCUGAGUUGCACGCCAGAUCAGGGUUCAGAUCCACGACGCAGAGAAUAAAUCAAAUCCACUGUUCUGACUUCUGAGUUGCACGGCAAUCAGGUUGUUGAUUGGUAGCACCUGUUAACUGUCAGUGCAUUCAGCAACCUGUCCUCCACGAACAGCUGACUGGCCGAGCUCUGAGAUAGCAUGGCCAUGGAGGCGGCACUCGUCAGUGUGGCAACGGGGGUCCUCAAACCUGUCAUAGGGAAGCUGACCGUUCUGCUCGGCAAUGAGUACAAGCGUUUCAAGACAGUUCGCAAGGAGAUCAAGUCCCUCACUAAUGAGCUUGCCGCCAUGGAGGCUUUUCUCCUGAAGAUGUCAGAGGACGAGGAUCCUGAUGUGCAGGAUAAAGUUUGGAUGAAUGAGGUGCGGGAACUGUCCUAUGACAUGGAGGACACCAUCGACGACUUCAUGCAGAGCAUCGGUGACAAAGACGAAAAGCCAGAUGGCUUCAUUGAGAAGAUCAAGAGCUCACUAGGCAAGUUGGGGAAGAUGAAGGCUCGCCGUCGGAUUGGUAGGGAGAUCCAAGAUCUGAAGAAACAAAUCAAAGAGGUCGGCGACAGGAAUACAAGGUACAAGGGUCGGCAGACCUUCACUAGCACAAAAAAUGAAACAGUUGACCCUAGAGCUCUUGCUAUCUUUGAGCAUGCCUCAAAUCUCGUUGGGAUUGAUGGACCCAAGGCUGAGAUAAUCAAGCUAUUGGCACAAGAGGAUGGCCGUGCGUCAACGCAACAACAACUGAAGAUAGUCUCCAUUGUUGGAUCUGGAGGUAUGGGCAAAACAACUCUUGCAAACCAAGUGUAUCAAGAGCUCAAAGAGCAGUUCGAGUGCUGGGCCUUCAUAUCCGUGUCGCGAAGCCCAAACAUGAUGAAUAUUCUGAGGACUAUUCUUAGUGAAGUUAGCGGUCAAGAUUAUUCUAUGACGGAAGCAGGGAGUGUACAAAUACUCAUUAGCAAGAUCAAUGACUUCCUAUUAGAUAAAAGGUACUUUGUCGUUGUUGACGAUAUAUGGGACGUGGAUACCUGGGAUAUUAUUAAGUGUGCAUUCCCUGCUACAAGUUCUACCAGUAGAAUAAUCACGACUACCCGUAUAAACAAUGUCGCUCAUUCAUGUUGUUCAUCAUUCAAUGGCCGUAUUUACAAUAUAAGGGCUCUUGAUAUGGUGCACUCAAGACAGUUAUUUCACACAAGAUUAUUCAAGUCUGAUGAAGAUUGCCCUUCAUACCUUCAAGAAAUUUCUGAGCAGAUAUUGAAAAAAUGCGAUGGGUUACCUUUGGCGAUCAUUGCUAUAUCUGGUUUGUUGGCUAACACAGAAAGAACAGAAAAUAUGUGGAAUCAAGUAAAAGAUUCAAUUGGUCGUGCACUUGAAAGGAAUACCAGCGUCGAAGGAAUGAUGAAGAUUUUGUCACUUAGUUACUUUGAUCUUCCUGCUUAUCUAAAAACUUGCCUCUUAUAUUUGAGCAUAUAUCAAGAAGAUUCUACUAUUGAGAAGGAGGACCUGAUAAGAAGAUGGAUUGCUGAAGGAUUCAUUCAUAGAGAAGGCAGAUACACGGCAUAUGAGUUAGGAGAAAGGUGUUUUAACGAACUACUCAAUAGGGGUUUGAUCCAACCUGAGGAGACAAAUGAAUAUGGCAUAGUGAAGAGUUGUCGAGUUCAUGACACAAUUCUUGAUUUCAUCAUAUCCAAGUCUACAGAAGAGAACUUUGUUACUUUACUUGGUGUUCCCAUUCUGACAAUUGGGAACCAAAGCAACGUGGUUCGUCGACUCUGUCUCCAAGGUGUCGAGGAAGGAAAUUCAACAAUAUUGGCAGCAGGUCUCGUGUUGUCACAUGUCCGAUCAUUUACUAUGGUUAGAGGUCUUUUGGAAAUCCCUUCUUUGGAAGAGUUCAGGCAUCUGCGUGUUCUCAACUUGAAGGAAUGCUCCGAAUUGAAAGAUCAUCAUCUUGAAAAUAUAGUGAGGUUGUUCCAGCUGAGGUACCUGAAUCUCGAAGGUACAUAUAUAAGCAAGCUCCCCGAACAAAUCGGGCGUUUAGGAUGCUUAGAGGUGCUGGACCUAAGAAUGACUUCUGUACUGGAAUUACCUGCAUCUAUUGUGAAUCUCAGAAAAUUGAUGCAUCUACUUGUUAAUAAUGAUGUUAAAUUUCCUGAUGGGAUUGCAAAGAUGCAAGCACUGGAGACGUUGGAAGGUGUCCGUGCCUACAUUCAGCCAUUUGACUUCCUGUGUGGCCUUGGCCAAUUAAAGAAUUUGAGGAAUUUGGUUGAUUUGGAAUUUUAUUGUCACACCGAGGAGCACAACAAAGCUAUUGUCUCCUCCCUGUGUAAGCUAGGCACCCAUAACCUCCGCUCCCUGACUAUUGAGGUUGGGCGCAGCCUCUUACAUCAGGAUUCUUUGUGCCUGACUACCCUGGAGGAUCUUUCUAUCCGUUUUCUGGCCUUUCCACAGGUUCCGACAUGGGUGGGCUCCCUCAGAAACCUCCAACGGCUACGCCUUAUUGUGGAGGGGCUCAAGCAGGACGACCUCUGCACCCUUGGGGCUUUACCCAGUCUGCUUGUUCUGUAUCUGGAUGGAACACCAGAGUCAAAUGGAAAGCUCAGAAUCAAUGUGGUAACCAGAUCAGUACUGGCUGAUUAUUGGGCACUUGAGUGUUGUGGCUGAUCGAUGUUGUUGGAAACCACCUAGAGGCCAGAUUGAUUCCUGCUGUCAACAAUGCCAGUUCAGAGUUGUCACAGAAAACGUGUGCUCUUUCUGAAUGUGUUCAGUCUAUCCCUCGAGUUGAACCGGGCAUUUGUACAGCAGUUUCACCGCCAGAUUCAGUUUCAAUGUACUGGUGUAGGAGACAUCUCUUGAGCUCUGUACAGCAUCCUGGUUGUCAUUCGUUCAUAAGAAAACGUGUAUAUUGAUCCCGGCGUCCCCAAGUAGCCGUUGCACGCUUGAUCCUCCAGUUCAGUACUACGUUUUGCAGAUGGUUGAGGAGCAGAUUGGUUACUUGGGCGUUGAGUAGCAGAUUGAUUUUUCAGAGUUUCAGUUGACAUGUCCUUUCUGCUUGUUUCCACGCAUAUGCUUAUUCAGUUCUACUCUUUUUAAAUUAUAUUGUUGGUGAGACUGAGAUGCAAGCACUGCUGCUGUUUUGAAAUCGGCUACUGGCCUAGUGCAGUUGUUCUCUCUGUGUACUCAUUAAUUUGUAGUAUGUCAUUCGGAUUGUAA
Aegilops tauschii subsp. strangulata is the source of this 3680-nucleotide messenger RNA. RefSeq names its product disease resistance protein RGA5-like. Lineage: Eukaryota; Viridiplantae; Streptophyta; Magnoliopsida; Poales; Poaceae. The record is from RefSeq and is a predicted model, not a curated record. Gene Ontology annotation, molecular function: ADP binding. Gene Ontology annotation, biological process: defense response to other organism.